AUUAUUUACUAACGAGGAGAACAGUAAUUUACGAUUCAAAUGUAUGUAAAAACUUUCUUUCGGAAUCAACUGAACCCAUCUUUAGGAAGAAACAGUAUUGCUAAUUAAGAGAAAAAGCAAAACUUCAAGUGCUUGAAGAGAACGACCAUCAACCUCUACAUCAAAAGGCUUGUUACUAGUUCUGAUAUCUCCACUAAAGCGUCCUUGCUUUUGCCAUAGAGUAUAAUGGAGACAGAGUUGAAUUACGGAUUGAUGUUGUCACUCAAGGAGAUUACCCUCAGAAGAGUUGUCAUCAUUUUAUGGAGUCAAACUGAUAUUUUAUCUUCACAGGACUCUUCUAAUAUUAACUAUCAGGUCGAGAAUAACAUCAGGAAACUUGAGUUAAUUCCAGUGCUAACGGAGCAGAUGAUAUACUUAAUGCAGCAUAUUGAAUCAGAAAUAUUGAAUUGGCGCAUUUUUCAUGAACAUUACUUAGAGAUGCCCGAGGGUUUCGACGCACGUAUUUUACAAUUACUCAGUUGGACAGUUUCGGGAGCUGUCGAAUAUCAAAAAUCAGCAGAAGACAUUAUAGAUCAUGAAAUAUUUGACACUACUAAAAAUUACAAAUUAGCUUGCUUAUAUUGCCUGGAUAAUCGCAUUCCGAUUCUUUGGGAACAGUUACCUGAGAAGAGUAAAAGAUAUUUUUAUGAAAAAGAUAUUUUGCAAAUUCAAGAUGGAACAGUACUUCAUCUUGAGUUCUACUGGCCUUAUAUUCUGGAAGAAGAAGAAGAUAACCUGUCCUUUAUAUUUGAAAUAUCCAUAGGAAAUACGAUUAGCUAUAAACAGUAUGCAUUUGAAUAUUCAGCAUCUCAAGGUAAUAAAGCAGCAGCUGAAUACUUUUUUAGAAAAUUAACAGAGGAUGAAAUAGAAGCUUCAUUAUUCAGAGUUUGCCAGUUUGUCGUAAUGAAGAGAACACGAUAUGGUCUUAAGAAAACAGAUUUCCCACGUGUGAAAAUUUCUGAUACUUUCUGUUAUUUUUUAUCCUUAUUGAGUGUAGACAGACAGAUGACAAUUUUUAAGACUUUCCCUCGUGACGUUUUGAUAUGUUUUCUUGAUUGGCCGCGGCAAAAUCUUUUUUUAGACAUCGCAAAACUUAUCUGGGAUUAUCUUACUACAAUUGAUUACGUCUUUCUACUAGAGGAUAUUUCUAUGAGAAUUAAAUCAGAUUACACACUUGCAAAAUUAUUUCAAGAAUUCUUUCUACUGGGCUCUAACGAUUUUAGGAAAUAUUUUGUAAAUCAAGAAAGUGAGUUUGCCUCUUGUUUCCAAGCACUUUUUAAAAUUCGUGAUUCAGAAACUAUCAAACUAAUUUUUAUGAAUAUUGAUUCUGAAGCGAAAAAGAAACUUGCCUGUUCUGAGCGUGUUUUCAAACUUUAUGAAAGGGAGGUAAAGAAAGGUGAUUGGUACUUAGUUGGAUUGUGCCUUGAAGAGUCCAGGCUCUCUAAAGAAGACAAGGAAGGAAUAAUGGACACUCUUUCAAAAUUUGCUGAGUGCCUCCAGAAAGAGGAAAAGAUCCUUGAGAGAAAUCUUAAUACAGAUUAAAUGAAAGUAAAUAAAAGACUCCUGGAAGGCGAGGAAAAUAUGUCUAAAACACAUAAAAAGAUAGUUUUAUGUAAUACAGAAGUAUAUGGCAAUCUUUUGAAGAGAUCUUGGCAACUUAAAACAAUUUGGCGAGCAAAUAAUUGACACUAAAAAUGAAAAAUUCCGUAUUUUGUAUUUUUCUAAUGAGUUAUAUUUCAAUAGUAAAAAAAAUAAUAAUAAUUAAUUAUAAAUUAUUUACUUUUUUCCCCUGAGAGGAGGUACGUGGGAGUUAUUGCAUUUUUUGUAUUUAAUUCAAAAAUCCACAAAAACCUAAGAACGUCAUGUCAGUUCACAUACUGAAAAGUUAUGCAAUUUAAAUUGCAGCAAGAUAAGAAAUAGUUUCCACCUCCUAUGAUAUCUCAACCCUUAGGAGAAACUAACAGACUAAUAAGAAACUAACUCUCUUCAAAGAAAUUCGUGGUUGAUAAUAUUUACUCCUUUAUUGCUAUGCCAUACUCGUUUUAGAAACUGUAUAAUUUUUCAUAUGCACUUUUACACAAAAAGUAUAAAUUGUAGCAGUAAAUUAGAGUCAGUGGUCUCCAAAAAAUUUCCCACGUACUUUUUAAUUAAGGUCUUACGCUCUUCUCCCCACAUCAGGUAUUAACUUAAUAACCUUACAUGGCGUUAGCAAACAAUAGUUACGAAAUAUAGAUCUGUGGCGUUAACCUAACAUUUUUACUGAAUGUUUUGUGUAAAUAUAUAUUUUGAACACUUUUUUUUAAGCCGAAUGAAAUCAAAAUUUGACACGGAGUUACAGUUGCACUCCAAAAACAAUAUCUUUGUCCAUUAACUUAUGUCAUUCCGCUUAUGAAUUAUUGCGUUUAUUUCCAUGCGAAAGCACAGACAGAUAAAUAGUCAAACCUAAUAGUAUUAGUUCCAUAUUUGAUAAGAAUCUAUAUUUCAAGCUCUAAACUGUGUGCCAAAUUUAAUCAGCUUAUUUCUUUGCGUAUUGUAGUUAUCGAGUUUUUAAUCGAACAACCAGAAUUCCUGUGUAUGGAUUUCGUUCAAAAUUUGACAGAAAUUUACAAAUAUCAUUUAUUUUGUUUUACAUCACUUGUGAAUGUAGGGAUUUUAAAUUGGUAAAGGAAUUAUGUUUUUACUAAUAAUAAUCUAGGUUUAUAAAGAAAAGUAAAAACAAAUACAAGAUUGACAAAAUUGUAUUUCUAUUAUGAAAAACCAUUAUCAUAUUAUUAUGCUAUUUAUUGCCUUAUUUUACUUCAAAUAAUUUUAUCUCUAUUAUGACAAAAUCUUAAAAAGAUUGUCAGGAAUUUAAACCGUCAAAAACAAAAAAAAAUAUGUAUCCAAGAGAACGGAAAAACCUAUCGUACAAGGCACAUUCGAAUCUACAUCCAUUUAACUGGUGCACCGUUGAUAUUCCAACUUGUCUUUUGUAUUUAUAGUCUAGGCAUAUUGAGAUAAUCUUUUAUUUUGCUUAAAUUUUAAUUGCAAUUAAGUAAAGCAAUGAAAAUUUGCAUUUUAUCAAUGAAAUUAUUAACAUUAACAUUUUUGAAUACUAACAUUUGAUUUUUAAUAAUUCCAAAAAUUUGAUUAAAAGCUUUUCCAGGAUUUUUUUCUACUCGGUCCUAAUGAUUUCAAAAAAUAUUUUGUGUCUCAAUAAUGCCACUCUGCGAUAUUGUCUUCUUCGACUUUUCAAUUCAAAUCUCUGAAAUUGAAGCUGCAGAAUCGAUGAAAGUAAUUUUCAGAAAUAUAGAUUCUGCGGAUAGAAAGAGAUUAGUCACUUCUAAAUUUUUUUUUCAGUUAUUUUUAUACUAUGCUUUUGAGUGACGAAUGGCACUUAGUUGAGCCGUACUUUCAAGAGUCUACACUCUCUAAAAAAGACAAGAAAAAUGUCAUGGAAGCAUUUUUAUUAUUCUUGAAAACGAAUAAAGAAAAAAAAGACCAACUUAACAGGAAGUAGCUGGGAACGAUUUUUUCAAUUUUUUUUGUGAAAGAGAAGAGAAAGUUCCUAGUACGAAAGUGGAUUUUUAAAAAAUCUGUGAAAACACCUAAAAUGCAAUGAAGAGAAGGCUAGUCAAUAAUGAGACAAACAUUCAGGGGGGGGGGGACGUGGAGUUCUAAAACAGCAUCGAUAUAAAACUAAAAAUAUACAUUAAUAAAUGCGCACAGAAUUCACGCCUUAGACUUUUAAAGCCUUGAAAAAAUAAAAGAGUGCUUUAAAAUGGCUUAAAACAAAAUUAAUGGCAAAACAAAAGUUGAAUAAAGAUGAAGGAUUUUCAGUGUGGUAUGCUAUAAUUUUCAAUAGAGAUUGUGAACGAAUUUUAUGAAUUCCUUAAAUCUUCAAGAUGCCAAUCUUCAUGUGCCAUCUGCAAGUCUUGAAAAGUUGGACUAAGCCGAUACUGCAAUGUACUGCCAUUGUGUGAAUUCUAAAUACACACCUAGACUUAGAAGAGAAUAUUUGUCCUGCCGUACGCUAUCAUUUUUCUGUUUUAAAGAGUGUGUUCCACUGAUAUAAGGGUGCAUGAAAUCCGAUCAGUAAUCAUAAUUUUUACGUGAACAGGACUAAUAUAAAUCAUUAUGAACAAGACGCAACAUAUUUCAAUAUCUAAAUAAAUUAUUCACUUACAGAAAAAUAGAACUGUCAGUGACUCAAUCACAUGGUCUGGCAUUAAUUGUGUUGUAAAUAAACUGUGCUGAAUGCUUAAAUGAUAAGCAAUGUGAGCACCCAAUCUCUUCACAGUGUAUAUAUAUUUACAUUUAAUGUGUAAGCUCAUUUUAUUAUAAGUUU
This is a messenger RNA of Argiope bruennichi, 4366 nucleotides long. RefSeq lists its product as uncharacterized. The transcript is spliced from 3 exons. The coding region runs from base 226 to 1581 and encodes 451 amino acids. The record is from RefSeq and is a predicted model, not a curated record. Lineage: Eukaryota; Metazoa; Arthropoda; Arachnida; Araneae; Araneidae.